AUGGGGAACGCGGGGAGCGUGGACUCGCAGCAGACGGAGUUCAGGGCGCACGGCGUGCCCCUCAAGCUGCCCAUGCCCGAGCCCGGGGAGCUGGAGGAGCGCUUCGCCGUCGUGCUGAACGCGAUGAACUUGCCUCCUGACAAAGCCCGUCUGCUGCGGCAGUACGACAAUGAGAAGAAGUGGGAGCUCAUCUGCGACCAGGAAAGGUUCCAAGUGAAGAAUCCCCCACACACGUACAUCCAGAAGCUGAAGGGCUAUCUGGACCCGGCUGUCACCAGGAAGAAAUUCAGGAGACGAGUCCAAGAGUCCACCCAAGUACUCCGAGAACUGGAAAUCUCUUUGCGAACAAACCACAUUGGGUGGGUCAGGGAGUUCUUGAAUGAAGAAAACAAAGGCCUGGAUGUACUGGUGGAGUACUUGUCGUUUGCACAGUAUGCAGUCACGUUUGACUUUGAAAGCUUGGAGAACAACGUGGAAAACUCGAUGGACAAGUCCAAGCCUUGGAGCCGCUCGAUCGAGGACCUGCACAGGGGCAGCAAUCUGCCCUCACCAGUUGGCAGCAGUGCGUCGCGCUCCGGCCGGCACUCCACGCUGCGGUACAAUACUUUGCCGAGCCGAAGAACUCUAAAAAAUUCCAGACUAGUGAGUAAGAAAGACGACGUUCAUGUCUGCAUCAUGUGUUUGCGUGCCAUCAUGAACUACCAGUAUGGAUUCAAUAUGGUCAUGUCGCACCCGCACGCCGUUAACGAAAUUGCACUAAGCCUGAACAACAAGAAUCCCAGGACAAAGGCCCUUGUCCUCGAGCUCCUGGCUGCUGUUUGUCUCGUCAGAGGAGGUCAUGAGAUCAUUUUGUCUGCAUUUGAUAACUUCAAGGAGGUGUGUGGAGAGAAACAGCGCUUUGAGAAGCUGAUGGAGCACUUCCGAAACGAAGACAACAACAUAGACUUCAUGGUGGCUUGCAUGCAGUUCAUCAACAUCGUUGUGCACUCAGUGGAGGACAUGAACUUCCGGGUCCACCUGCAGUACGAAUUUACAAAGCUGGGCCUGGAUGAGUAUUUGGACAAACUGAAACACACAGAAAGUGACAAACUGCAGGUGCAAAUUCAAGCGUAUCUGGAUAACGUUUUUGACGUGGGAGCAUUACUGGAGGAUGCUGAAACCAAGAAUGCAGCCCUGGAAAGAGUUGAAGAACUGGAAGAAAACAUUUCCCACUUAUCUGAAAAACUCCAAGAUACGGAAAAUGAAGCCAUGGCAAAGAUUGUGGAACUGGAAAAACAGCUUAUGCAGAGAAACAAAGAACUGGAUGUGAUUCGGGAAAUCUACAAGGAUGCAAAUAGCCAGGUUCACACCUUGAGGAAAAUGGUGAAGGAAAAAGAAGAAGCCAUCCAGCGACAGUCAACACUGGAGAAAAAGAUUCAUGAACUGGAGAAGCAGGGGACCAUUAAGAUCCAAAAGAAAGGCGAUGGUGACAUCUCCAUCCUUCCUGUUGCUCUGGCCUCUGGGAUGGUGCCGGCGGGGGCAGAGGCUGCAGCUGGCACGUGUGUCACAUCCACUGCUGGAGCCACAACUUCUGUACCACUGCCACCACCUCCACCACCAUUACCAGCCUUAGCAGCAGCAUCUGAGGCAGUGCAAAAUGGCCCCGUGACGGUGCCAGUGCCACCUCCACCUCCACCACCACCUCCACCGCCGCCCCCAGCACCGCCGCUGCCGGGUCCUGCCUUGGACACGACUCCUGCUGCCCCUCUGCCCCCACCACCCCCACCAUCAGCACCCCCCCUGCCUGGCACCGCCUCUCCCACCGUGGUUUUCAACUCAGGCCUUGCAGCUGUGAAAAUCAAGAAGCCAAUCAAGACCAAGUUCCGCAUGCCAGUGUUCAACUGGGUGGCCCUCAAACCCAACCAGAUCAACGGGACGGUCUUCAACGAAAUAGACGACGAGAGGAUCCUGGAGGAUUUAAAUGUGGAUGAAUUUGAAGAAAUAUUCAAAACAAAAGCCCAAGGUCCGGCCAUUGAUCUUACAUCAAGCAAGCAAAAAAUUACUCAGAAAGGGUCGAACAAAGUCACAUUAUUGGAUGCAAACAGGGCCAAGAAUCUUGCCAUCACUUUAAGGAAAGCUGGAAAGACAGCGGAUGAAAUAUGCAAAGCUAUUCACGUGUUUGACCUGAAAACGCUGCCAGUGGAUUUUGUUGAGUGCCUCAUGAGGUUCCUGCCCACCGAGAACGAGGUGAAGGUGCUGCGGCUCUACGAGCGGGAGAGGAAACCCAUUGAGAACCUGUCUGAUGAAGACCGGUUCAUGAUGCAGUUCAGCAAGAUUGAGAGGCUGAUGCAGAAGAUGACCAUCAUGGCAUUCAUAGGCAACUUUGCUGAAAGCAUCCAGAUGCUGACCCCGCAACUUCAUGCCAUUAUAGCUGCAUCUGUCUCCAUAAAGUCGUCUCAGAAGCUUAAGAAAAUACUGGAGAUAAUCCUGGCUCUCGGUAACUACAUGAACAGCAGUAAGCGAGGAGCAGUGUAUGGAUUUAAGCUACAGAGUCUAGACCUGCUCUUAGAAACAAAGUCAACAGACCGAAAACAAACCCUGUUGCACUAUAUUUCUAAUGUCGUCAAGGAGAAGUACCAGCACGUCUCCCUCUUUUACAAUGAACUUCAUUACGUGGAGAAGGCUGCUGCAGUGUCUCUAGAAAACGUCCUCUUGGAUGUGAAGGAGCUCCAGAGAGGCCUGGAUCUGACAAAGCGUGAGUACACCAUGCAUGACCACAACACGAUGCUGAAGGAGUUCAUUCAGAACAAUGAAGGAAAGCUGAAGAAACUGCAGGAUGAUGCCAAAAUUGCCCAGGAUGCCUUUGAUGAUGCUGUGAAGUAUUUUGGGGAGAAUCCGAAGACAACACCUCCCUCAGUUUUCUUCCCAGUGUUUGUCCGAUUUGUGAAGGCCUAUAAGCAAGCAGAAGAAGAGAACGAACUGAGAAAAAAGCAGGAACAGGCCUUAAUGGAAAAACUUAUGGAACAGGAAGCGAUGAUGGAGCAACAGGACCAAAAGUCUCCUUCUCAUAAAACAAAGAGGCAGCAGCAGGAGCUAAUUGCAGAGCUGAGGAGGCGGCAGGUCAAGGAUAACAGGCAUGUGUACGAAGGGAAGGAUGGUGCUAUUGAAGAUAUUAUAACAGCCCUAAAGAAGAAUAAUAUCACUAAAUUUCCAAAUGUUCACUCGAGGAUCUUCGAAACCAGCCGUACCGCCGGGCCGACGCGCUGAGGAGGAGCGUGAGGCGGCGCUUCGACGACCAGACCCUGCGCUCUGCCAACGGCACUGAGAUCACCAUGUGAGCUGAGGCCUCCGCAGGGCCGGGCUGCCAGCGGUGCCCCUCCCUGACCGCCUUGGGAACAGUAUGGUUACCCCUCAAGGGCUCAGACACCUAGAAAUGCAUAGGAACGUCAGCGAUGGGCUCUCCGCUCAGCCGUAGCUAACAAGUGCCUAAAAUGGAAGUACCUGCUCAAAUUAAUCGAAGCAAUAGGACUUGAUUUGAUUGGGUAUCUUUUGACACCAAUACGUUAUUCAGUAUUUUUAACCAAAAAGUAAAGUAUGUGUUGUUUUUGGGUGUUUAGUUGGGUUUGAUUAUGUGAAAACUUAGCGAUCGGUCUUCUGUUGGCCGGACCUGGAUCCCGACUGGUUGGAAAGAGGUAACUCUGGAUGUGCUCUGCUGCUGGGCUUCUACAUGCAUUCCUGUCCUUGGCCGAGGGCUGACCUUGGCUUCAGCUGCACUUACUGGCUUUUUUUUUUUAAAAAGAAACAGAACAUUUAAGGGCUUUCUGUAUCUAGUAGGAAAAUAGCAACAAGAAGAGCUCCGUACCUCGUUCCGCCAUACAGACUCCGUGCGCCGUAGCUGGACGUGGUAAUGUAAUUCUGUGGUGAGAUGUGUGGGCAGUGAACCCUGUGUUUGCUGUAAGGUUCUGGGUUUGGUGGUGUGCAGUGCGGGGCUGAGGCACGAGGGCUGCGGGGGAAGCGGUGCAUUGCAACUGCGCAGCGUGCGAAUGGCACAGAACGCAUUGCCUGCUCUUCAGUUAGAGGCACUUUCAUCUAACAGCGUAUUUAUUAAUUAGCACUAAGGUAUUAACAUCUCAGUAAUCAGUAUUAGGGUUCCGAGGACCAUUACAGCUCAGUAGUAGCACAGAGAUCUCAUUAGUGCCCCGCACGGCCGCGGUUCCGGCUGCGCUGUGGCCCCACGGCUCCCUCUGACAAUCCAGCUCCAAUUAAGCCUCAGGGCUCACGUGUCCAUCAGCUGCCCUGCAAGGUUUGGUGUCACAUUCCGAAAGCUUCCCCAGGGACGGAGCAGCGCCCUCUGCACCCCACAGAGCCUGCAGCGCCGCCUGGAGCCGGCGGUUGUCCGGCCCGGAGGAGGAGUGGGACUGCAGCUCUGUUUGUGCUUCCCGAGCUCGUUGUGCUCACAGCUUCCCCUGCUGGCAUCGCCGCAUCAAUAUGUUAAUUGUAAAAUUUAUUGUAUAGUAUUUAACCACUGAAUUUCUUUUCUUUUAUGUUGUGCUUACGUGAACCACUGGUGAAGGUCCCAUUUUUCUUGGAUAAUGUGUAGUUAUAUGAUAAUCUGUUUUUAAAUGUACAGAUAUUUUGCUACAAAAUCGGUGCCGUUUUUUUUAUGGUUUUUACACUUCUUUCACUCCCACUUUAGCCUCUGGGUAAUAUUGUAAAUAUUGUUUAAAAAAAAAAAAAAAAAAGCAUCAUCCUGUGCUAUACAAUCCGAAUGUUAUUUUAACUUAUAGUUUUUGUUUUUAUAUUUAACUAAAUGGACAGCUGGGGGCUCAGUUACCGCAUUGACCUCUGCUCACCCAUUUCCAGAGCGUUUCCUUUAUCAGCAGCCACCCCUGCACUCACAGCACCGUGUGCUGAAGGGAACAUGCCACUGCCUCCCUGCACUGGGAGAGCAUGCAGUCGGGCCAGCAGUUUGGUACAUUGGUGGUCAGAGGGCUCAGAGCUCCACUGCCUCAUUCCUGUGCUCAAAGGUGUUUUGUUGGUUUGGUUUUGUUUUUAAAUUUCAGACAAAAAUGAUCAUUCGACUGGAAUGGAACGCUGGCAUGUUCUCUUUCAUAUUUUUCUAGUAAUAGAUCUGCUUCUUAGCAAUAUUAGAAGUGUUUUAUAAAAGCAGUUCAUGUUACUUUCCUGGUCUGUCCCUGGCAUAAGAGCAAAUAAACUAUUUACACUACUACACUGUAA
Molecule: messenger RNA, 5217 nt
Organism: Centrocercus urophasianus (Greater sage-grouse)
Lineage: Eukaryota; Metazoa; Chordata; Aves; Galliformes; Phasianidae
Gene: FMNL2
Product: formin like 2
Exons: 27
Coding region: 1-3246 (1081 amino acids)
Biological process (GO): regulation of cell shape; cortical actin cytoskeleton organization; cell migration
Cellular component (GO): cytosol
Molecular function (GO): small GTPase binding; actin filament binding
Source: RefSeq, a predicted model, not a curated record